Messenger RNA from Manihot esculenta (cassava), 999 nucleotides. RefSeq names its product agamous-like MADS-box protein AGL104. NCBI's taxonomy places the organism in Eukaryota, Viridiplantae, Streptophyta, Magnoliopsida, Malpighiales, Euphorbiaceae. The transcript has 12 exons. The record is from RefSeq and is a predicted model, not a curated record. Gene Ontology annotation, molecular function: RNA polymerase II cis-regulatory region sequence-specific DNA binding; protein dimerization activity; DNA-binding transcription factor activity, RNA polymerase II-specific. The coding region runs from base 1 to 999 and encodes 332 amino acids. Gene Ontology annotation, biological process: positive regulation of transcription by RNA polymerase II.
AUGGGUCGUGUUAAAUUAGAGAUUAAAAAAAUAGAAAACAAUACAAAUCGACAAGUUACAUUUUCAAAACGCAGAAAUGGACUCAUCAAGAAAGCUUACGAACUUUCAAUUCUUUGUGAUAUUGAUAUUGCGCUCAUUAUGUUCUCUCCUUCUGGCCGCCUUAGCCAUUUCUCUGGAAAAAAAAGGAUUGAAGAUGUGUUUGCUCGAUAUGUUAAUCUCCCAGACCAAGAAAGAGAACAUGCUACGUAUCCUGAACAUAGCAGACAUCCUGAUUUUCAAAACAAAGAGUAUUUGCUAAGGACACUACAACAACUUAAGAGCGAAAACGACAUUGCUCUUCAACUUGCCAAUCCCUCAGCUAUCAACUCUGAUGUUGAGGAACUCCAACAUGAAGUUGCCAGUUUACAACAACAACUCCAGAUUGCAGAAGAACAGAUGAGGUUAUAUGAGCCCGACCCACUAAAAAUCUCGUCUAUGGGAGAGCUAGAAUCGUGUGAGAAAAACCUCGUUGACACUUUACAAAGUGUUAUGCAGAGAAAGGAAUAUUUAUUGAGCAACCAAAUUGCUUAUGAUCCGUCUAGUAUGCAGCAAGGGAUGACAACCUCGUUCGAGAAUGAGGUUAUUGGUUGGAUGCCUGAUGGUGGUCAAAACCAUACACAAAUCUUCGAUGCUUCUGCCAGUUUGAAUAAUCUUAGAGAUCUAUCGUCAACAAUGUAUGAUCCAUUGUUGCAAGGAAGUAGCUCAAAUGGAGAGGCACACAGCAUGGCAGAGUGCCACGUCACAAACCCUAAUGACCACAACUUCUCUACAUGGCCUCAGCCGUAUUCCUCAACUGCCCUCCAUUCUAGUGUGGAAUUUCAGCAUGGGAUGGUGGGCCCAAACAUUACAGAGAUGAUGCCACGUGAGCAGAUGGAGAUUCCAAUGAGUGGGCCUCACUCACAUCUGGAGAAUGAAGCAGCAAAUUACGACAACCAAAUCCCUCAACUUAAUGGGCAAUAA